This is a messenger RNA of Fusarium venenatum, 2001 nucleotides long. The record is from RefSeq and is a predicted model, not a curated record. NCBI's taxonomy places the organism in Eukaryota, Fungi, Ascomycota, Sordariomycetes, Hypocreales, Nectriaceae.
AUGACAACGUCAGUCCACUGCGAUCGGCCGUGGCUCCAGUCUGGAGGUAACCUUCUGUAUAACACGGUAACCAACAUUUUGCAGGGAUCAGAUUUUGUAUACAUUGACUGGAUACAUGUUCGCUCUUGUCCCCGCGCCUCGAAACUUCUUUCGUUCUUCCACAACCUCAUCCUCUCAUGUCCAAAGGUGCUGCCUCCGGAAAUCUUACUUCCGAUCGUCACAAGCCUUCCUGGUCUUGACACGCUUUGGGAUUUGAUGAGACCAUCCCCCAAUGUCUGGCGUCGCUUCAACGAGAAUGCACUUUCCAUUGUCGAAAGCAUCCUCUCUAGCCCCAACGCGAUACUACCGCCUGUGGCUGCAGAAGUGGUGCGCUCCGUUAUAAUUGCGCGCUCAACGGCACUCCCUUUUCGGAAUCUACACGAGUUCCAGCGCCAAUUCUUAUUCAGAUUAUUUCCCUGUUUUCCAUCGCGCGGUCAAAGCAAGGAUAACUUGAUCAACAUUGAACCUGGAGUUUUGUCAGCUGCAGCACCAUGUGUGUCGGUUCUUCGAUCCACAGUUGCAACAGCCUACCAGAUAUCUGCCCUUUCGCAAGCAUGCUUGUCAUCUUAUCUUGAAAGACUGAGAGAUCCAAGCUUCAAGCCGAUGCACUACCUCGAUCCCAAUCUCAAUUACACCCAUUCCUACCUGUCUAGCCACGAAUGGGUCGCGCCGUGGGAUCGUGUGUUCGAAGGCACACCUACCAAGCUUGUAGGAGAGGUGCGGAAGCAAGAUACAAUUUGCACAGGAGACGGAAAGGCUGAUUAUAUCGUCCAGUACGAUGGCGGCGCUGCUCGAGGCUACCGUGACAAUGGAAAGAUCCCUGUUAGCGAGGGACGCAAGUGGAAUGAUGUGGGUACUAUUGCAGGUGGUGUCAGUCCCCAAGGCCCUGUUCAUUAUGCCGAUAUCAAUGGUGAUAGGAAGGCUGAUUGCCUUGUUGUUUUCGAUGGAGGAGCCAUCAAUGCAUACAUGAACAACCACGAUUGGGCACCGAAGCUACCAGAGAAGCCGGGUCAGCCUGUUCCUACCGAACCUGGCGAAGGCAGCGGCGGCGGAGGAGGAGGAGGAGGCCUCAUCAGAUGCAUUGGUGGAGGAUGCCUAGAACUAGGAGGGAACUGUGUCGGUGCUGGGUGCGAGAAGGAUAAGGACAAAGACGAUGACGAAGAAGAAGAUGAGGACUGCGCGACAGAGACCAACACCGCAUGCCAUCAAGUCUGUACCACAAAGCCCUGCGUUACUGUUUGCAACACAUAUCUUGGCUGCGACUGCACAACAUCUCGUGUAACAAACGAUUGGGUAUCAUGCCAAUCUUUACCGUGCACGACAACCUCGUCCGAAGUCAUCACCGGCUGCUUCCUUACUGCAACUGCUACAACAAGAGAGGCUUCCUGUCCGCUCAUUACCCUUGAUCACGAGAAUGAUCUGUUCGGUGACGACAGCGACGUCUUUGGCAACUUGGGCAAGACCUCGAAGACGACCUCUUCCGCUACCGUCAUCGUCAGCAAAACAGCGUGUUCUGUCAAUGACGGCUAUGUGACUGUCGAAAAAACUGCGUAUCCCAUUCCUGAUGUCGAUUCAGCAACCAAGACCACAAUGCGAGGGACUUCAGCCAUAAUUCUCCCGUCCCAAGUCGGCACGACCAUCUCCAUCACGAACAAAGAUUUCCCAGUCGAUACUACUUCGUACCCGAAAGCUACGACAACAGUGGGCGAGUCAACAUCAACAUCCGAGGAACCAUCACCAACUACGAUGGUAUAUCCAACCAACACGCUCAUCAACCAAGAUGACGGAGAGGCUUACUGCUUCGACAAAGGGCCCGGCUAUGAAGAGUUCACUGAGGAGGACACACAACGCGUCAUUGGGUCAUUCUGUGACUCUAGUUAUACUCUUAAUCCCAACAACGAUUUUGGCCAUAACUCGGCGCUCGAGAAUUAUGGCUACACUGUCAUUGUACCAGCCAAAUGA